Carlito syrichta (Philippine tarsier) is the source of this 3376-nucleotide messenger RNA. RefSeq names its product zinc finger protein 112 (gene ZNF112). Gene Ontology annotation, molecular function: DNA-binding transcription repressor activity, RNA polymerase II-specific. Lineage: Eukaryota; Metazoa; Chordata; Mammalia; Primates; Tarsiidae. The transcript has a single exon. The record is from RefSeq and is a predicted model, not a curated record. Gene Ontology annotation, biological process: negative regulation of transcription by RNA polymerase II. The coding region runs from base 37 to 2496 and encodes 819 amino acids.
AUUCUCUCUAUCCUUGUAGGAAGCAAGAAUCAACAAAUGAUGGAGAGCAUUCAAGAAGUGGGAUUAAGCUACCUUUCCCCCAAAGAGCUUUCCUCCUGUCAGACCUGGCAACAAGAUUCAGGCAGGUUAACCAGGCAUCAAGAGCUCAUGAAAGACUUUCAGGGGGAGAAUUCUCAAUUGCAAGAACAAGGUGAUUCCUUCUGCCAGGUUUGGGCAGGAAUGCCAGUUCAGAUUUCUGAAGAUGAGAACUAUAUAUUGACUCACAUAAAAAGUCAAGAGUUUCCAUCUUGGAGGGCCCAGUAUUCUUGGAGGAAAAUGCAUCUGAUGGAGUUACAUAAUUAUCAGUGUAGAUGUCAGCAAAUUUCAAUGAAAAAUAAUUUCUGGAAAAGUGACAGCCUCAGUCAGAUCUCACGUCACAGCGAUAAUCUGAGGGUACACAGAAAAGAAAAAAACUAUAGCUGCCAUGACUGUGGAGAAGAUAUAAUGAAGUUAUCAUUGCUUAAUCAGGACUCAAUUCAAACAGCGGAGAAGCUGGACCCAUGUACUGAGUACAGAAAAGCCUUCAUGAAUAACUCCAGCUCUGAAGCUCACCAACAGUUCAACUUGGAAGGGAAGCCAUGUGGAAAGGGCUGUGGUUAUAGGUCAGCUCUUCAUGUUCAUCACAGUAUUCAGAGAGAAGAUGAUGGUGUCAUUGAGAAUUCCCGUCUGCAAUCCAAUCAGAGAGUGCUUGCAGAGGAGAAACCAUGCAAAUGUGGGGAAUACGGUGAGAACUGCAAUCCGUACUCCUCUCUGAAUAAUUAUGAACUUAUCCACACAGGGGAGGCAUCCUGUAGAUGCAACAUUUAUGAGAAAACCUUUGGUCAUAGUUUAGACAUUAACAGUAUUUUUAGGGUCCAAACUAGGGAUGACCCUUAUGAAUAUGAGGAGAAUAGGAAUGUCUUUCAUCAGAAUCCGUGUCUUCGAGUCCAUCAGAAAAUCCACACUGAAGAGCAACUAUACAGAAGUGUUGAGCAUGGAAAGGGUUUCAUUUGUAGUUCAAAUCUUAAUAUUCAACAUAGAGUUUACAUGGAAGAGAAUCCCUGUAAUUCUGAGGAGUGUGGUAAUGGCUUCAAUCUGGCCUCACAUUUUCAAGAUCUUCAGAUAGUUCACACUAGGGAACAACCAUAUAAACAUUAUGUAUGUGGUAACAGCUUCAGUCGAAAUUUGAAUCUUCAAGGCCAUCAGAAAAUUCACAUUGGAGAGAAACCUUAUAAGGAAUGUGGGAAUGGCUUCAGCUGGAGUUCAAAACUUAAAGAUCAUCAGAGAGCCCAUGCUGGACAGAAGCCACACAAAUGCAAUGCGUGUGGCAAAGGCUUCAGUCAUAGGUCAGUUCUGAACGUUCAUCAGAGAGUCCAUACAGGAGAGAAACCUUAUAAAUGUGAGGAGUGUGAUAAGGGAUUCAGUCGGAGUUCAUACCUUCAAGCCCAUCAGAGAGUCCACACUGGAGAAAAACCUUAUAAGUGUGAGGAAUGUGGAAAGGGCUUCAGUCGGAAUUCGUACCUCCAGGGACAUCAGCGAGUUCACACUGGAGAGAAACCAUACAAGUGUGAGGAGUGUGGUAAGGGCUUCAGUCGGAGUUCACACCUUCAAGGCCAUCAGAGAGUCCACACUGGAGAAAAACCAUUCAAAUGCGAAGAGUGUGGAAAGGGCUUCAGUUGGAGCUUUAAUCUUCAAAUUCAUCAGAGGGUUCACACAGGAGAAAAACCCUAUAAAUGUGGAGAAUGUGGUAAAGGUUUCAGUAAGGCCUCAACUCUUCUGGCACAUCAGAGAGUCCACACAGGAGAGAAACCAUACCAAUGUGAAGAGUGUGGUAAGAGCUUCAGUCAGAGAUCAUACCUUCAAAGUCAUCAGAGUGUCCACUCUGGAGAGAGACCAUAUAUAUGUGAGGUAUGUGGGAAGGGCUUCAGUCAGAGAGCCUAUCUUCAGGGUCAUCAGAGAGUCCAUACUAGGGUGAAACCAUAUAAAUGUGAGAUGUGUGGGAAGGGUUUUAGUCAGAUGUCACGCCUUGAAGCCCAUCGGAGGGUUCACACAGGAGGGAAACCAUACAAAUGUGAGGUCUGCACAAAAGGCUUCAGUGAGAGUUCACGCCUUGAAGCACAUCAGAGGGUCCAUGCAGAAGGGAGACCUUACAAAUGUGAACAGUGUGGUAAAGGUUUCAGUGGAUAUUCAAGUCUUCAAGCCCAUCACCGAGUCCACACUGGGGAGAAACCAUACAAAUGUGAGGUGUGUGGAAAGGGCUUCAGUCAGAGAUCCAACCUUCAAGCUCACCAGAGAGUCCACACAGGAGAGAAACCGUACAAAUGUGAUGUAUGUGGUAAGGGUUUCCGUUGGAGCUCAGGUCUUCUAAUUCAUCAAAGAGUCCAUAGCGGCGAGAAAUUCUAUAAACGCGAAGUGUAUGGUAAGGAUUAUCCUUCAUCAGAUAAUCUACACAGAAAUGAAGAUUCCGUUUUGUUUUGAAACUCUCAGAUGGGAGCUGAAACUUUCCACUCACUAGAGUUCUUUUGGUGGAAAAAUAAUUUUUAAGAAUGAAAAUGUAAAGUUUCUGCCCAGCUUCCACAUUCAUAACGGUCGGGAGACCACAGAGAAGAGACAUCUGAUGAGGAGUGUUCCGUAAAGUUUCAUCAGAACUUUAACAUCAGUCUUUGCACACAAGCUAAAGAUUAUAAAGUAUAAGAGUAGGGUCAGGAAUUUAGCAAAAGUUACAAUGAUGAACAUGCCUAAAUCCAAUGUCCUCUAGAAUGUAAGCAGGAUGAAAGAAGGGACUUUGUUCAUGGCUAGUCUCCAAAGCCAUGGCAUUUUAUAACUCAGUAUCGGUGCUCAGUACUUUUUGCUAAAUGAGUAAAAGUAUAUCAAGGGAUGUAAUGUUUAAAAAUUUCAUUAAGCUAAUUAAAAAAAAUUUUUUUUAAUGUAUUUGGAGGUGGAAGCCUGCAAGUAAUCUUAAAUCAUUUGAAGUAAAUAUUUGAAAUGUAGACCAUCAAGCAGUAUUGCAAUCUGAAAUAACAUGAAUUUGGUUGUAACCCAGCUAGAAUUGACUCCCAAUCUUUGUUCCACCUUGAGCAGGAUGUGCUGAAUGUCUUAACAUUUGGUCUCUCCACAGUAUACUAUCAGUUUCAGUUUAGCUUUGUGUACCUGUAUAUGUACACAUGUGUGCACUUUAAAUGGCAGUACAGAUUCAUAAACAAUGUUUCUAGUUAACUUUGCAAAAAUGGAACACUGUAUUUUUCAUAAUUAAAUUUCUACUCCUGCUCUGUGUGUUAAGGCAGAGUUUUACUGUAAUAUUUGGAAAGUGUCAGAAGCCGUCACUGAUGACAAAUACUUUUUAAUAAAUGUCAAAGUU